AAUGGACUGGGCUGUGGAAACUCAAAUCCAGUGAAGACAAUCAUUGAAGACAUUCAUCUUUAAGGGGAAGAAAACUGAUAUUUCUUGGAAACAUACUAGAAGAAGCAUAUAUUUAAACUGAGGUCAAUAUAUUGGACUACUCCCUUUUUCCCCUAUUCUAAAAUUUCAGUAGAACUGCAACUUGGCUUCAAACCUUUACACCAGGAGGUAACUAGGAGUGAUUAGUCAUUGCAUUUUAAGGACAUCAACACACCAAGAGAAGCCCCCAGGGAACUCAGCGUGUUGGUGGUGGGUGUGGUGGUGAGUCAGUCACCUGUGCAGCUGUCGCAAAUGAUUCAUUUUUUUGUGAAGUUACCAACUCUGAUUUUUUAAUCUACAAAGACCAAUUUCAGGAGGAAAUAGGUCCAAUAUGAAGGACGUGUCAUUUGUGGAUUGGCUCUUUGUCUGGUUGGCCAUGAACUCUCUUGUGAGGGCCACCGGGGAGACAUCCGACUGCCCAAAGCUCUGUGUAUGUGAAAUCAGACCAUGGUUUUCUCCAAGUUCAGUGUACAUGGAAGUGCUAACAGUUGACUGCAAUGAUUUGGGACUAUUUAGUCUCCCAGAGAGAUUACCACUGGGUACACAAGUAUUGCUACUUCAAACAAACAACGUUGUUAAAAUUGAAAAGCCUUUGGAUUACCUGGCCAAUAUCACAGAGAUUGAUUUAUCGCAAAACAAUCUAUCUUCCAUCAGUGACAUCCAUUUGGGCAAUCUCUCUCAGCUGGUAUCCCUUCAUAUGGAGGAGAACUGGAUACAGGAGCUACCUGAACAAUGUCUGUCAGAUGUGGCUAACCUUCAGGAGCUCUACAUGAAUCACAACCUCAUAUCUUUCAUUUCUCCGUUGGCUUUCCAUGGCCUCAGCAACCUUGUACGACUCCACCUCAAUUCUAACAAGCUGAAGAUAAUUAAAAGAGAAUGGUUUGACCCCAUGCCAAAUCUAGAGAUUCUAAUGAUUGGCGAGAAUCCUGUUCUUUCUAUUGACGACAUGAACUUUAAACCUCUUAGUAACCUUCGCAGUCUCGUUCUUACCAGAAUGAACUUGUCUCAACUUCCUGACAAUGCACUGGCUGGCCUCGACAACUUGGAGAGCAUUUCAUUCUAUGAUAAUAUUUUUGCUGAAGUGCCACAUUCAGCUUUAAGAAAUGUAAACAAUCUGAAGUUUUUGGAUCUAAAUAAAAACCCAAUUUCAAGAAUACAGAGAGGGGAUUUUGUUGAUAUGCUCCAUCUGAAAGAACUGGGGAUUAAUAGCAUGCCAGAGCUAGUUUCCAUUGACAGCUUUGCUCUUAAUAACCUCCCAGAGCUUACUAAAAUUGAAGCUACCAACAAUCCUAAACUCUCCUACAUCCACCCUAAUGCUUUCUCCAAACUACCACGCCUGGAAACGCUCAUGUUAAAUGGCAACGCUCUCACUGCCCUCCACAGGAUAACUGUCGAAUCACUCCCAAAUCUCAGAGAGGUCAGCAUGCACAGCAACCCCAUUCGCUGUGACUGUGUAGUCCGCUGGAUGAACAUGAAUAAAACCAACAUUCGCUUCAUGGAGCCUGAUUCACUGUACUGUGUAGAACCUCCGGAAUAUGAAGGUCAACAUGUUCGUCAGGUUCAUUUCAGAGAGAUGAUGGAGAUUUGUCUGCCCUUAAUCUCACCCGAAAGCAUGCCAGGGCAUAUUAAAGCAAAGAAUGGGAGCUCUGUGUCACUCCAUUGUCGGGCCUUUGCUGAACCAGAGCCUGACAUCUACUGGAUUACCCCAUCUGGUAGCAGGGUCCUACCCAACACUAUGUCUGACAAAUUUUACAUGCACCCAGAAGGAACAUUUGACAUCUACGAUUUAACCGAAAACGAAGCUGGUGUUUAUACAUGCGUUGCUCAUAAUCUGGUUGGAGCUGACCUUAAAUCCGUCUCAGUAGAGGUGAAUGGAUAUUUUCCCCAACCUGCAAAAGGAUCACUCAAUCUUGUGGUUAAAUCAGUGGGGGCAAACUCCAUUCUGGUUUCCUGGAACGGUUCUACAGGCACAUUGGCCCCCAACAUUAAAUGGUACUCCGUAACAGAAGUUAACCAUCCCAUCUCUGCAUUCACUACCAGGGUUCCUUCAGAUAUCCAAGUCUACAACCUCACUCAUCUCAACCCUGCCACUCAAUACAGAGUAUGUGUGGAUAUCUGCACCAUCCACUACAACCGUGACACCAAAUGUGUCAAUGUCACCACUAAGGGAUUAGAUCUGGCAGCCAAGGACACAGAAAAAUGGGAUGCCGCUCUAAUCACUGUCUUUGGAGCGCUCUUGGCUGUGAUUUCUGUGGCCUGUCUGCUUUUUUAUGCGUCUCUGAGGAACCACCACAAUUAUGGGAAUAUAAGGAAAUGGGACUCCAAAGCUUUGCUUACACCAGUGGAAGCUACUGAUCUGCACUCUUCUUUUUUCACAAACCUGUGGGAAUCAGGUAAGGGGCUGCCAAGUGGAGUGGAAGUUAAAGCCACCGUCAUAAAUGUAUCUGAUAAUGCCUUUUAGGGAGCCCAGCUGUGUAGAGCACCUCACAUCAACUACAGUAAAUGGACAAGGCCUUAAGCAGGGAUGAACACAGUUGGACUGGUUUCAAAGGGCAUAGCUGUGGCUGAUCCCCAGCUCAGAUAACACUGGAAAAAUUAUAUUUUUUGGCAGUGAUGGAACACUUAACUAGACUACAUGUCAUCCUGGCUGAAGUGGUGGCUUUGUAAACGUUAUAUUGAACCAAGCUUUCAUAAACGGGAAGUCUUUACUGCAAAAAUAUACUCUAAAGUACCAUUCAUCCAGAGAUGCAGGAAGAAAACCGAACACAAAGAAGAGGAUGGAGGUCUGCUCUCUUGUAAUUGACUGUUAAAUGUGUUCAGAGUUGUGGAACUGUUCGUGUGGUCCCAAGCAAUACCGUCUGUGCUUUGUCGAACAUCCAUAGACGAGUUAGAGAACCAAUAACACCACCUGUCUAUUACGGGGAAGGAGAUUUAGUAGAGUAGACGAAUAACAGUGACUAUGGUGUAAGCCUUUUGAUGAACUAUAUUCCCUUUUUCUAUUUAAAGAUGGAUUCCUGAUUUUUUUUCUUUUCUUUUGGAAAUAUUGUUAUAUUCUGUUGAUGUAAUGACAAAUCCUCUGUACGUGAAAAGUUUAAAUGGGUUUUAAAUUGCGGAGAGAAGCAGACUAGUUUUGAUUACAGCGUCACAUUAAGCUUAAUGAAAUUCAGCUACAAAAUGGAUGUCUAGAGAGAAGAUUUACCAACUGGCUCUUUAUGCUUUGUAGUUCUCAUUAUAACGAUGACUGGAGAAAAAGCAAAAUAUGGGAUACAUUUUACUAAAACUAAUAGAAGAGGUUGAUUAAAACUGAGGUAAGUGAUGUGAUAUCUGUUCGAGAAGUGGUUUGUUAUACUCUGGUAAGUGCCUACAACAAGAACUACACAAGGAAAGCAAGAAAAGGAUCCGAGGAAAGUCGUCGGCCACAGCGAAACGUCAUCACCGCAGAACCACAAGCUAUACUCCCAACACGUUUAGUGGAAAUACUUUCUCAGUAUUUUUAGCAUACAUAUUUUAAGAAAACAUUUUGGUAUUGCUUUGGGUGUAAAGUUAAAAGCCAUUUUUAUAACUGUAUUAUAUGUGAUCAAUGGGCACAACAGACUAAUCCAGAAAAGCGCUACGAAAAAAAUAAAUGUUUCUUUUACAA
Messenger RNA from Nematolebias whitei (Rio pearlfish), 3718 nucleotides. RefSeq names its product leucine-rich repeat neuronal protein 3. Gene Ontology annotation, cellular component: extracellular matrix. The transcript has a single exon. Bases 410 to 2539 code for a protein of 709 amino acids. Lineage: Eukaryota; Metazoa; Chordata; Actinopteri; Cyprinodontiformes; Rivulidae. The record is from RefSeq and is a predicted model, not a curated record. Gene Ontology annotation, molecular function: protein binding.